AUGAAAUGUAGCUGUUGCAUCAGUUUAAAUACAAUACCCAUUCCUAUUCCUCAGUCAUUGUGCACUAACAGUUGUCCUGCAGGAUACAGAAAGGUACCAGAACCAGGCCAACCUAUCUGCUGUUUCAACUGUGUUGAAUGUUCCCAUGGAGAAAUUUCUAACCAGAGUGAUUCUGUUGUCUGCAUUAAGUGUCCCAGUGAUGAAUGGUCUAAUGAAAAGCAAAACAAGUGCAUUAAGAAACUGCCUGAAUACCUUUCUUAUGAAGAUCCCCUUGGGGAAACUUUAGCAGGAAUUGCCACAUUCACAGCUAUGGCUACUGCUGUUGUCUUUGCUAUCUUUCUAAAGUCUCAUAACACUCCUGUUGUCAAAGCAAACAACUGUGAACUCAGCUAUAUCCUCCUGAUAAGCCUUGUACUGUGCUUCCUCUGUUCAUUGAUCUUCAUUGGUCGACCCACCCACCUGACCUGCAUAUUUCGCCAAGUAGCUUUUGGCAUUAUUUUUACACUUUCUGUGUCUUGCGUUUUAGCCAAAACUCUUGUAGUGGUCAUUGCUUUCAAAGCUAGUAAUCCAAACAGCAAUCUAAGGAAAUAUGUUGACCCCAGAUUUCCAAAAAUUUUAGUUAUGCUUUGUACACUUAUCCAAGUAUUAAUAUGUUUCAUCUGGCUAAUUCUCUGCCCUCCAUUCCAGGACAAUAACACAACUUCUGUAACAGGGAAAAUCAUCAUUGAAUGCAAUGAAAGUUCAACCACAGCAUAUUGGUGCAUGUUGUCUUAUAUGGGCCUAUUAGCCACUAUAAGCCUUGUAGUAGCAUUUUUGUCUAGGAACCUCCCAGACAGCUUUAAUGAGGCUAAAUAUAUUACAUUCAGUAUGCUGGUUUUUGUCUCUGUGUGGGUGUCAUUCAUCCCAGCCUAUCUAAGCAUACGAGGAAAGUACAUGGUUGCUGUGGAAGUGUUUGCCAUUGUGUCCUCUGGUGCUGGUCUGCUGGUUUGUAUAUUUACUCCCAAAUGUUACAUUAUUUUGCUUAGGCCUGACAAGAACACCAGAAAUUACCUAAUGGGAAAAGUGCACAUAAUAACUGAAAAUAUUAAAUAA
Messenger RNA from Protopterus annectens (West African lungfish), 1092 nucleotides. Its product is annotated as vomeronasal type-2 receptor 26-like. Gene Ontology annotation, biological process: G protein-coupled receptor signaling pathway. Lineage: Eukaryota; Metazoa; Chordata; Ceratodontiformes; Protopteridae. Gene Ontology annotation, molecular function: G protein-coupled receptor activity. The transcript is spliced from 3 exons. The record is from RefSeq and is a predicted model, not a curated record. Gene Ontology annotation, cellular component: membrane. The coding region runs from base 1 to 1092 and encodes 363 amino acids.